GGUCUGUUGCAGGCAGGAGAAGGCGUGACCUGAAUGGAGAAUGCCAGCCAACUCCCCAGACACACACAGGGCUCUCAGAACAAAGAUAAGACAAAGAGUGGAGCCCAGGAGAGCCAGUCCCAGAACUGACACCGGGAAAGAGAGCCUGCAAAAAUAAAGCAGGGGCUGGACUCUAAAGCUCCCAAGAGCAGCCAAGGCAGAAUCAUGAGGGCCUUCCUGCUCUGCUGCUCCCUGUACGUGUGUCUGCUCAGAGCGGCCGCCAACAUCGUGGAACUGAACGACAUGUUCGGGGAGAUCCAGUCGCCCAACUUCCCCGACUCCUAUCCCAGUGACUCCGAAGUGACCUGGAACAUCACAGUGCCUGAGGGGUUCAGGAUCAAGCUGUACUUCAUGCACUUUGACCUGGAAUCCUCCUACCUCUGUGAAUAUGACUAUGUGAAGGUAGAAGCCGAGGACCAGGUGCUGGCUCUUUUUUGUGGGAGGGAGACCACGGACACAGAGCAGGCCCCUGGCCAGCAGGUGGUCCUGUCCCCUGGCCCCUUCAUGGCCCUCACUUUCCGAUCAGAUUUCUCCAACGAGGAACGCUUCACCGGCUUUGACGCCCAUUACAUGGCAGUGGAUGUGGACGAGUGUACGGAGAAGAGCGACGAGGAGCUGGCAUGUGAUCAUUACUGCCACAACUACAUCGGGGGCUACUACUGCUCCUGCCGCAUCGGCUACAUCCUCCACACGGACAACAGGACCUGCAGAGUGGAGUGCAGCGACAACGUCUUCACCCAGAGGACCGGGGUGAUCACCAGCGCCGACUUCCCUGGGCCCUACCCCAAGAGCUCCGACUGCCUCUACAGGAUCGAGCUGGAGGACGGCUUUGCCAUCACGCUCCUGUUUGAGGAGAGCUUUGACGUCGAGGACCACCCCGAGGUGUCCUGCCCCUAUGAUUACAUCAAGAUUAAGGCUGGGCAGAAAGAGUUUGGCCCUUACUGUGGAGAGAAAUCCCCGGGACGCAUCGACACCCAGAGCAACAGUGUCCAGAUUUUGUUCCACAGCGACAACUCGGGGGAGAACGGAGGCUGGAGGCUUUCCUACACAUCCACAGGAAACCCAUGCCCCGGCUUGCAGCCUCCUGCGAAUGGGAAACUUGAUCCCUUACAGGCUAAAUAUACCUUCAAAGACCAAGUGCUCAUCAUCUGUGACCUAGGCUACAAAGUAAUCAAGGACAACCUGGAGAUGGACACGUUCCAGAUUGAGUGUCUGAAAGAUGGAACAUGGAGUAACAAGAUCCCGCCCUGUAAAAUUGUAGACUGCAGCACCCCCACAGAGCUGGAGCACGGGCACGUCACCUUUGCCACCAGGAACAACCUCACCACCUACAAAUCCCAGGUCCACUACUCCUGCCAGAAGCCCUAUUACACGCUGUUUCCCAACGUCACAGGCACGUACACCUGCGAGGCCCAAGGGGUCUGGAUGCACAGAGAGCUGGGGAGGAAGCUGCCCACUUGUCUCCCAGUGUGUGGAAGGCCCAAGUUCUCCAACCAGCUGCUGUCCAGGACAGUCAGUGGGCGCCCGGCCCAGAGGGGGACCUCCCCGUGGAUCGCCAUGCUGCUCACGGAUGGGCGACCGUUCUGUGGGGGUGCUCUCCUAGGAAACAGGUGGAUCGUGACGGCCGCCCACUGCCUGCACCAGCCCCUGGAGUUCGAGAGCGCCCCGCUGACCAGCGCCGACCACCUCCCUCUCGCUGACAUCAGAGUCAUCCUGGGCAAGCACAUGACCCAAAAGAAGGACGCCACAGAGCAGCAGUUCCGGGCAAAGAGCGUCACCUUCCAUCCAUCCUACAAGGCGGCCACCUUGGAGAACGACCUGGCUCUCAUAGAGCUUCUGGAAGAGCCAGUGCUGAAUGACUAUGUGAUGCCCAUCUGCCUCCCGGAGGAGCCCCCCCAGGAAGGUACCAUGGUUCUCGUGAGUGGCUGGGGGAAGCAGCCCCUGAAUAGGCUCCCUGAGUUCCUGAUGGAGAUUGAGGUGCCCAUAGUCAGCCGGGAAGUCUGCCAGAAGGCGUACAGCAACAUCCAUCGGAGAGUCACCGGUGACAUGGUUUGUGCCGGAGAAAGGGAGGGAGGGAAAGACGCCUGUAGUGGGGACUCUGGAGGCCCUAUGGUGACCCGCGACAAGGAGCGCUCCCGCUGGUACUUGGUGGGCACCGUGUCCUGGGGAGACGGCUGUGGCAAGAGUAACAGGUACGGCGUGUACUCCAGCGUCCACGAGAACCGGGCCUGGAUUCAGGAAGUCACCAGAGUCCAGAACUAGACCCCUGCCCGUGACCAGCAGCGCAGGGAGGGCGCCAGAAGCUGGCCCGUCGCCCGGCCUCCCCUCCCCAGAAGAAGCCAUGAUAGACUGGGCGGUGUUUGCCCCUCUGCCCAGCUGCUGACCAUGACCACGGAGUCUUUGGCAUCCAUAUGGUGGGCGGGGGGAUGACUGUCAGUGUUUCCUUCUCUGUCCUUUUCCUCCUAUACCCACUCGGCAGCAGCAACAUUGUGACUUUAAAAAAAAGGACCUGAUGUCCUAAGAUUAAGGACAUUCUCACCUCAUCUUGGGAGAAUCCAUUAUGUCCAGAACAUUUAUCUAAAGUCCAGUCUGUUCCAAAUAGCUCGAAAUAAGCCGGUUAAGUGGAAUUCAAGGAUUAGAAUUCAUUACCUUGAUAUGUCUGGGUAUGACAUAAAAGCCAUGCUCUACCCUCAGGAAGCUCCCCUGCUGGCCAAGCAAGAAUGACUUGGGUGGGAGCCAUAUGGGAGAGGCUCCCAAGCAGCUCUGGGUAGCGGCUCAGGGUCAGUGGCUCCCAAGGAACUCUGGGUAGUGGCUCAGGGUCAGUGGCUCCCAAGCAGCUCCGGGUAGCGGAUCAGGGACAGUGGCUCCCAAGGAGCUCUGGGUAGCGGCUUGGGGUCAGUGGCUCCCAAGGAGCUCGGGGUCAGUGGCUCUGGGUCAGUGGCUCCCAAUCCCGGCUCUGCCUGAACUGGACACAUGUUCUGGGACCAUCCGAUUUACUCCUCGGCCCCUGCCCUUCUGGGUGUGCGUUCCUAUGAAGGGAGAUGCUUCCACCUACCCAGGCAGUGUCCGCACCUCGGACAUGCCGUGUUAGAGCCACACCAGACCCCCGCAGGAAGGUGCCCGGGAGCCCGCUGGCAGAAAGUUUGUGAACCGCAUCAUGACAGUCAAAUGUUCCCACUCAUUUUCCCCUUUCAGACACAGCUUCCUAGCAGGAGGGGGGAGAUUUAACCUAGUAAGGCUAGGUGGGGAAAUAACUCGGAGAGAUUGGAGUUCCUUAUCCUUUCCAAGACAUCCCAACACCUGGGACGUUCACUUCGGAGGCAGAGGAGCUGAUUCCACCAUUCGAGCUCACACCGCUUUGCAAAAGUCACUCAACGCUCUCCGAAGCUCAGUUUUCUCAUCUGCAAAAUGAGCAUCUUGGAUCAGAAUGGCUUUAAGUCCUCUCCGACACUCCAGAGACUUGCUGACGACCAGUCUCAGGUGUUGCUCUCCUUUCCAGCCAGGCAGUCCACACCCCGCUACAGUCUCCAUCGUCCAUCAUUACGGGCUCAGUCCCCGUGAUCUCCACUUUGUCCUGGAUGGUCCUAAAAGGUCCAUCCUGGGAACAUCGGCUUCCCCUCCCCUUCUCUCCCUAGGAGCUCCCGCUAUUCUCUGGCAUGGAUUCGGAACGUUCUCAGAUUUCAGAACAACCAAGAUAAAAGCAUAAAGGAGGCGGGAAGAGGGCUCCUGAGUCCCUAAGACCAAGUAGGGGCAGAGCAGGAGGAGGCUGUUUCCUCACUGGGAGUUCUCUCCAAAAGGGAGCCUCAUAUCUGGGCACACAAUCCUCCAAACCAUCAUGAACCAAACUGCUAUUGACGUCAUUAUUUUGAGAGAGACAGAGACAGUGACAGAGAGACAGAGAUAGAGAGGGAGACAGUGACAGAGAGACAGAGACAGAGAGGGAGACAGAGACAGACAGAGACAGAGACAGAGAGACAGAGAGAGAGACAGAGAGAGCCAGUUCUGAAGCUGAGUUCAUGGCGCAGAAUUUCACACCUCAGCUCUACCUCACUCUAACUCUGUCCAAGGUGCUGCCUCUUUUUUGCCCCCAGGGCCCAGAUUCAAUUUGUAAUCUGAGCUUGUCCCAGAUCCUUUCCAUGCUUCAAUCCCCUGGGGCACGGUACUCCAAAGCAGGCGUGGCCUUGAAGCUGGCUCAAGGACCCCCACAAGCCCCUCCCCGGGGCUGGGAUGUGGAGCCCCCCCCUCACCUCUUCUCUGAGGCCAUGGGAACAUUCACUCCUUGGCCACAUAGCGGUGGGCAGGACCCAACGAUGUAAUGUCGGGAAAGCACUUUAUAGCCCCGAAAGCCCCAUAAAACUGAGCCAUCCAGUUUCUGGCUCAGCUCUUGGCCCAUGGCUGGAGGAUAAACAACAAAUGUUCAGAGCACAAACAGUCAGAAGACGAGUUCACAAUGACAGGCCGGUGCGCCUCCCGGCUCCAAAUAAAAUCGAGCUUGAGCCCAAGCCCCCCCCUUGUUUUGGUUUUGCUUCUGAGAAACCCCCACUUCACUCAUUUCUGCCUAAUCGAGGCUGGGUCGCAUUCACGGGGAUCUACACACAUGGAGCAGUAGGAAGAUCCCCACCCAGGGACCAAGUUCAAAUGCCCCCUUGGGACUUCCCACCAUGGGACCCCAGACCCGCUGCUCAGUCCGUCAGGGCCGCCAUAUUCUUAGCUGUUGAGCGAGGCAGUGGAAAGUAGACUUGGCUUGUAGCUGGGAGGCUGGGAGCCACUCUGGGUUUAGAAUAUUACUCAGAAAGUAACUGCACCAACCUGUGCCUCGGUUCCCUCGCUGGGAAAUUGAAUGGGUGGAUCCCAUUGAUCUGAGGGGCUUCCAGCUUAAUUACAGGAUAUCUCGUCAGGAAGUGGGGAGCUCCUGCUCAAGAGCCCGCCCCUGGGCCCGACUGGACUCGCCUCAGGCCGCCGGCCGCCUCCCACCCCAGUGCAAUGGAAGCCAAUGGGAAGAAAGGGCUCUGGGUUAUUAUCCUGUGAAUGGCUGUGAAUGCCGAUGGAGAGAUGGGAAGACUAUGUCUGGGUCGCAGAAGGGACGGGCCCCUUUAAGGCAAGAGUUCCCAAGGAGUCCCUAAAUAAAUUUCAGACGGCCCAUGAUUUGGGUCCAACACAAAGCUCACCUUUAUUUGCACUGCCCUUGGAUUCCCUUAAAAACCCCCACACUUUAUAAGCUGUUGGGGGAAGAAGGGUUCCCAGCAGCCUGACUGUCCAGGGGCCACAACAUGAGGAAGGAUCGGGAGCCCUACUUGGACUCUGGGUUGGGUCAGGGGGACGCAUCUUGGGAUGUCCCAUAGUUCCUCUGGGCUCGGCUAAAGCUUUCCCACAAUCGCCUUUCUCCGUUGGAAAAUAGGAAAAGUGUGGGUCCCGCCAGCAGGAGAGACCAGGGUUCGAGCCUUGUUCCUGACACUUGCUGGACUAUGAGCGGUCACUUAGCCUUUCAGAACCUCAGUCUUCUCAUCUCCUAAAUAGGAAUCAUCAGACCUAAAGGUAUAAAUACCAGCAAGUCUAUGUCCACCCCCAACUUUUGUACUAAUGGCAACGUCUAAGCAGAAGCUGGUGAGUCUCCUCAUGAAAAUCUGCCCCCAGCCUGGGCCCUGGAUCCCCUCGAGAGGCUCUGAAGAGUCAGCACUUCCCCAGCAGCAGCAGCAGCCCUUCCCCUUACACACUCACACACACAUACACUCACACAC
Molecule: messenger RNA, 5777 nt
Organism: Sarcophilus harrisii (Tasmanian devil)
Lineage: Eukaryota; Metazoa; Chordata; Mammalia; Dasyuromorphia; Dasyuridae
Gene: MASP1
Product: mannan binding lectin serine peptidase 1
Exons: 16
Coding region: 205-2301 (698 amino acids)
Biological process (GO): zymogen activation; complement activation
Cellular component (GO): blood microparticle; extracellular region
Molecular function (GO): serine-type endopeptidase activity; calcium ion binding
Source: RefSeq, a predicted model, not a curated record